Penicillium taxi is the source of this 1758-nucleotide messenger RNA. RefSeq names its product putative general amidase. The record is from RefSeq and is a predicted model, not a curated record. The annotation marks the transcript as partial. NCBI's taxonomy places the organism in Eukaryota, Fungi, Ascomycota, Eurotiomycetes, Eurotiales, Aspergillaceae. The transcript is spliced from 3 exons.
UUCAACAUCACCAUGGCCCCUCAGGAACCUCUCUAUAUUGCGAUCGCUCAGCGCAAGCAAGCUGAACUAGCGUCGGCUAUUCCUGCUGAAUGGCGUCUACCGGCUCAUCUUAUCCCAGAUGGGAUGCUCUCACCAGCCGAAUCCAUCACCGAAGGUCCGAAGCUAUACGGCCGAGUCAAUGUGAUGGAUAUUCCACGGACCUGCGGUAUUCUCACAUCCAAAGAGCUUGAAAUCACUGAGAAUUAUGACGUACGUGGGUUAGUAUCUGAGAUGACAGAGGGAAGACUAAAGGCUCAGGAAGUGAUUCGUGGUUUCUGCAAGAGAGCUGCGGUUGCCCACCAACUCACCCGCUGCCUGACAGAGCCCUUGUUUGACAGUGCUCUGCGCCGAGCUCGGGAAUUGGAUGAUUAUCAUGCACGCACAGGCAGACCCGUCGGCCCCUUCCAUGGCCUUCCUGUUUCGGUCAAGGACACAUUCUUCGUUCAGGGGGUUGACUCAAGCAUUGGACUUUCUGCGCUGGCAUUUCAACCUGCACAAGAGAAUGCGCCACUGGUAGAUCUUCUCCAGUCUCUCGGCGCAAUUGUGAUCGCCAAGACAAAUAUCCCGCAGACCCUCGCAACCCUAGACAGCUGCAAUCACCUCUUUGGCCGAACACUUAACCCACUGAAUCGCCAAUGGACUGCCGGUGGCAGUACAGGUGGCGAAGGUGCGCUGAUUGCGAUGCGCGGGUCGAUGGUGGGAUUCGGUACUGAUAUCGGCGGUAGCAUUCGCGUUCCGGCCAUGUGCCAGGGUAUCUAUGGCUUCAAGCCUAGUAAUGGACGCGUACCAUUUGGUGGGCAACAAAGUGGGCAACUGGCUGGCAAGGGUCGGAUUACGUUACAGGCCGUGGCAGGUCCCCUUGCUCGCUCUGUCGCCGAUCUGGGGACUGUCAUGGCUGAAAUAGUGCCUCGAGCGGAACUUUUUGGCGAAGAUUGUAUCCCUGGAUAUUGGCCUGCGCCUAAAGUUUCUGUGUCUCCACCUCAGAGAAACUUCACUAUCGGUAUUUUGAAGACGGAUGGCGUAGUCACGCCGCUGCCCCCGAUUAUUCGUGUGCUCGAUGAGGUUGCCGAGCGCCUUAAGAACGCAGGUGUCAAUGUUGUGGAAAUCCCGCUUCCUCCAGUACUGUCACAGUGUCAGGGUCUUGCUGGUCGGCUGAUGGGAGCGGAUUAUGGAGCUACGAUGCUUGACCAUAUUGAUAGUAUGCGCGAGCCUUUGAUGCCUUGGCUGCAAAAUCGCAUGAAACGUCGCAAACCUAUAGAACUCACGCAGCUUGCAGCUUUGCAAGCUAAGCGUUCGGAGAUUGAAAAGGAAAUGCUGAAAAUGUGGACUUUAUCGUCGAGCUCCCGUGCCCGGCAAGUCGAUGCUAUUGUUUGUCCUGUGGCUCCACAUCCAGUGCCACAGAUGGAUCGAUACAAUGCUGUCGGCUAUACAUCAACUUUUGUCCUGCUGGAUUAUCCAGCUGGUGUGGUACCCGUGCGGCCUUUUGCAGAGUCUGAUCUUGAGCUUGGGCGUGAGAUGGAUUAUCCCGUGAUUGGGGGCUGGGAUGAGGCCAAUCGACAGUUGUGGAAUGAGAAAACGGUUGAUCGUCGCAUCUAUCUGGAAUCGCCCCUUAGCGUUCAGGUCAUUACUCCAAAGCUCCAUGACUAUGAACUAUUCCAGGCGAUGGACAUUAUUGAUCGGGCUCUACGGGGGCAUUCAAAAACCGCUGCAAAGCUAUGA